GAUCACAAGCCAGACGUCCCUAUGGAACAGGCUCGGAUAAACGCAGCCGGUGCAGAGGUGCGCUCCGAGAUUUUCGCGGAUGGUUGGAUGGUACAUCGCAUUUUCGCUCGUGGUCAGGAUUAUCCUGGAUUGUGCAAGUCGCGCUCCUUGGGCGACACGCUGGCUAAGGAUUGCGGGGUCCUGGCAGAGCCUGACAUUUCUGUCACGGAGGUGAAAGCCGGGAAAAAACCGUUCAUGAUCCUCGCGAGUGAUGGCAUCUGGGAGUUUCUGGAGUCGGAAUUUGUUGUCAAGGCGGUCUCCAAGAUCUUACCCUUGGAGGGACCCACGAGGGCACUGCACAAGCUGCACCGUGAAGCAAGGAAAAGAUGGAGACAGGAAGGCCACACCUACGACGACAUGACUGCGAUCCUUGUCAGAUUGUAG
Molecule: messenger RNA, 423 nt
Organism: Symbiodinium necroappetens
Lineage: Eukaryota; Dinophyceae; Suessiales; Symbiodiniaceae
Source: the annotation of a GenBank genome assembly